Letharia columbiana is the source of this 690-nucleotide messenger RNA. RefSeq lists its product as uncharacterized. Gene Ontology annotation, biological process: protein targeting to vacuole; protein transport to vacuole involved in ubiquitin-dependent protein catabolic process via the multivesicular body sorting pathway. Bases 1 to 690 code for a protein of 229 amino acids. Gene Ontology annotation, cellular component: ESCRT-0 complex. The record is from RefSeq and is a predicted model, not a curated record. The transcript has 2 exons. NCBI's taxonomy places the organism in Eukaryota, Fungi, Ascomycota, Lecanoromycetes, Lecanorales, Parmeliaceae. Gene Ontology annotation, molecular function: ubiquitin binding; metal ion binding; phosphatidylinositol-3-phosphate binding.
AUGGCCAUCGAGUUCCCACCCCUCGCAAAUCGCCAACUGCGCCCUCCAAAGACCCCCAUGUACGUGCCCGCCGCCCUGCGCCCAACCGAACGCCCGCCCCGCGCCUCCCCCAUCACACCCCCGCGCUCCGUCCACGGCAGCACCGACAGCCUCGACGGCGCAGAAUCCAGGCGGCCGGUGAGUCGGCGCAGUACCACCGACAGCCGCAAACAGGCCUCCCUCGGCCAAGUCUCCGAAGAAGCUCAAUCGCCCACGACCGAGCAAGCCUUACUGACUACCGGUCUCCCCGCAGUCACAGGUCCCCCCACGCGCGGCCAUUGGAAACCAGACGCCCAUGCCUCGAUCUGCGACGCGCCCGUCUGCCAGAAAUCCUUCGGACUCUUCGAGCGACGGCAUCAUUGCAGGCACUGUGGGAACGUGUUUUGCGGGAAGCAUUCCGUGUGGCAGAUACCCCUGGACCAGGACGGGAACUAUCAUCCCAACGGGGGACUCUACAGGGGAUGCGGACACUGUUGGGGCAUGUACGCGAAGUGGAAAGAAGACAGGAUCGAAGCGGCCGCGAGGGGGGAAAGUCUGGCGCCCGGCACCCCCGCGAAGGCGGUGGCUAAGGGGACGGGCAAGGGUGCGGACGACAAGAGAGGCAGCGUCGCGGCGAGCCUGACGAGGGAAUGGAACUGGAGCACCUUCUGA